Molecule: messenger RNA, 4310 nt
Organism: Neoarius graeffei (lesser salmon catfish)
Lineage: Eukaryota; Metazoa; Chordata; Actinopteri; Siluriformes; Ariidae
Product: protocadherin-9
Exons: 6
Coding region: 403-4125 (1240 amino acids)
Biological process (GO): homophilic cell-cell adhesion
Cellular component (GO): plasma membrane
Molecular function (GO): calcium ion binding
Source: RefSeq, a predicted model, not a curated record
GAGAGGGAGAGAGAGAGAGAGGACCGCGUCUGGCUCAUUGCACUCACUGAAGCGCACGAACGAACGAACGAACGUACGCACGCACGUACGCAUGCAUGCACGCGCUGCCGGGGAUGGCACUGCUGGAUUAGAUAUAUUUCUUUAUUAUUGUUUUUUUUUUCCACUUAAAAAUAACAACAAUAAUAAUAAAGCCAAUCAGAAAUCUGGGAGCUCAUGCAUUCAUGCAUCGUUGAACUUGACUCUCUCAUGCUGGGAUAAAUUAUGGGAUGUCUCUGCGCGUCUGAGCAAAACAGGAUCAUGCUCGACUGCUCUUUAUCUUUCUCUGAACGCAUGGCUGUGGCUACAUUGCAAUGAGGAUAACUGUUUGAAAUAAAGCCGAGGAAAGACAUUUGAAGUGCUGUCAUGGAUCUAAAGGAUUUUUACCUAUUGGCAACCUUUGUUGCUUGUCUGUGGCUGGAUCCAGCCAUCGCCCAAGAGCUAAUUUACUCAAUCCGUGAGGAGCUGCAAGAGAAUGUACUUAUUGGAAAUAUACCAAAGGAUUUGAACAUCUCCCAUAUGAAUGCUGCCAGCAACAAUCUGGUUUACCGUCUGGUCUCGAAAGCCGGGGACAACCCAUUACUGAGAGUAAUGAGCAACACAGGAGAGAUUUUUACCACCUCGAACCGUAUUGACCGUGAAAAACUCUGUCCUGGUCCGUCGUUCGAGGAGACCGAGUGCUCGUUUGAAAUCGAAGUGGUCAUCCUGCCAAAUGACUACUUCAGAUUAAUCAAAAUCAAGAUCAUCGUGAAGGACACCAAUGACAAUGCUCCGAUGUUUCCUUCCCCUGUGAUUAACAUUUCCAUUCCUGAAAACACUCUCAUCAACAGCCGCUUUGCCAUUCCCUCCGCUACUGAUCCUGACACGGGACCCAACAGCGUCCACAAGUAUGAACUUGUGAACGGACAGAGCACUUUUGGCUUGGAUAUCGUCGAGACGCAGGAAGGAGAAAAAUGGCCACAGUUGAUUGUCCAACAGAAUCUGGACCGAGAGCAAAAAGACACCUAUGUCAUGAAAAUCAAAGUGGAAGAUGGUGGGAAUCCACAGAAGUCCAGCACUGCCAUUCUUCAGGUGACAGUCACUGAUGUCAAUGACAAUCGUCCAGUUUUCAAAGAAAGUCAGAUCGAAGUUUAUAUUCCUGAAAGUUCUCCAGUCGGGACUUCUGUUGUACAGCUGCAGGCUUCGGAUGCAGAUGUUGGGUCCAACGCAGAAAUCAAAUACAUGUUUGGUACACAAGUCUCGCCAUCUACACGGAGACUCUUUGCACUAAAUGCUACGACUGGACUAAUAACGGUACAGAGGCCGCUCGAUAGGGAAGAGACUGCAAUUCAUAAGCUGUCAGUUUUAGCCAGUGAUGGAAGCUCCAGUCCAGCAAGAGCAACUGUAACGAUCAAUGUGACUGAUGUGAAUGAUAAUGCUCCAAAUAUAGACCUGAGAUACAUUAUCAGUCCGACUAAUGGUACCGUAAUGUUGUCUGAAAAAGACCCCAUUAACACUAAAAUAGCUCUUAUCACCGUCUCUGAUAAGGACACUGAUGUCAAUGGCAAGGUGAUCUGCUUUAUUGAAAAGGAUGUGCCAUUCCACCUCAAAGCAGUCUAUGACAACCAAUACUUGUUGGAAACCUCAGCUCUGUUGGAUUACGAAGGGACUAAGGAGUACAUCUUCAAAAUUGUGGCUUCUGACUCCGGAAAGCCUAGUUUGAACCAGACUGCGUUGGUUAAAGUGAAGCUCGAGGAUGAGAAUGAUAAUCCGCCCAUUUUUAGCCAGCCUGUGAUUGAACUGUCAGUCAUGGAAAAUAACCAGCGUGACCUUUUUCUCACAACUAUUAGUGCUACAGAUGAAGACAGUGGGAGAAAUGCGGAAAUUGUCUACCAGCUCGGACCCAAUGCCUCCUUCUUCGAUCUGGACCGUAAAACUGGGGUGUUGACAGCCUCAAGGGUGUUUGACAGAGAAGAUCAAGAUAGGUUUCUCUUCACCGUCACGGCAAGAGAUAACGGCACCCGGGCGUUGCAGAGCCAGGCGGCUGUGAUAGUUACCAUUUUAGACGAAAAUGACAACAGCCCCAAGUUCACACACAACCACUUUCAGUUCUUUGUGUCUGAGAACCUGCCUAAGUAUAGUACGGUCGGAGUGAUUACAGUCACAGAUGCAGAUGCAGGUGAAAAUGCCGAGGUGUCUCUCUCCAUACUCAAUGAUAAUGAAAACUUUAUCCUCGAUCCCUUCUCCGGAGUUAUAAAAUCGAAUGUUUCCUUUGACAGAGAGCAGCAAAGUUCUUAUACCUUUGACGUAAGGGCUGUGGAUGGUGGUCGUCCUCCAUGUUCAUCAGUCGCCAAAGUGACCAUCAACGUCAUUGAUGUCAAUGACAACCCACCCAUUGUCAUCUACCCUCCAUCAAACACUUCCUUCAAGCUGGUACCACUUUCUGCCAUUCCGGGAUCUGUUGUUGCAGAAGUUUUUGCUGUGGAUGGAGAUACAGGAAUGAAUGCUGAAUUAAAAUACACCAUCAUUAGUGGUAAUGGCAGAGGACUUUUCAGGAUUGAUCCUGUUACAGGAAACAUUACUUUAGAAGAGAAACCCACUGUUGCGGAUAUCGGUCUCCAUCGUCUGGUGGUCAACAUUAGCGACCUUGGCUAUCCAAAGUCUCUGCACACACUAGUUCUUGUUUUCCUGUACAUCAACGACACAGUAGGAAAUUCAUCUUUUAUCUACGAGCUCAUCCGGCGCACGAUGGAGACACCUCUGGAUCGGAACAUCGGCGACAGUAGCGAAACGUAUCAGAAUGUCGACAAUCUUAAAACCAUCAUUGCCAUCGUCACAGGUGCUAUGGUGGUAAUCGUGGUGAUAUUCAUUACUGUUCUGGUCCGCUGCCGAAACGUUUCGCAGUUUAAAGCAGCUCAAAGGAAGAAACAAGGUGCUGAGUGGAUGUCACCCAACCAGGAGAACAAGCAGAACAAGAAGAAAAAGCGCAAGAAAAGGAAGUCACCCAAAAGCUCCCUGCUUAACUUCGUAAGCAUCGAGGAGAACAAACCCGAUGACCCAGCGCACGAACCCAUCAACGGCACCAUCAGCAUCCCAGCUGAGCUCGAGGAGCCGGGGAUUGGACGGUUUGACUGGAACACAACACCAACCACCACCUUCAAGCCCAAUAGCCCCGAUUUAGCCAGGCACUACAAGUCGGCCUCGCCCCAGUCAGCUUUCCACGUCAAGGCCGACACUCCAGUUUCGGCGAAAAAGCAUCACGUCGUUCAGGAGCUGCCCCUCGACAACACAUUCGUCGGGGGAUGUGACACUCUUUCCAAACGCUCGUCCACUAGCUCGGAUCACUUCAGUGCCUCGGAGUGCAGCUCCCAAGGAGGCUUCAAGACAAAAGGAGGGACCUUACACAACAGACAGAAGAACUAUCGAGGAGACGACGGGGACAACCUCGAAUUUCAAUCGUCAUUUGGAAAGACUCCACCCAGAGAAGGGACUCUAACACGUGCACGGACUGAACUGAACCCUGAUUAUCUGGACCUGCGCUCGAGAACUGACCUGAACCCUGAAUACUGGACCCCGUGUACACCAUUGUCGCAACGCCGUGUGACCUUUCACCUUCCGGAUGGCUCUCAGGAGAGCUGCAGUGACAGCGGUUUGGGUGAGCCUGAGUCUGUUGGGGGUGGGGCUUUGCUUUCUAAGCCCCUCCCACUUGCACAGGAGGAGUUCUAUGAACAAGACAAAAGAACCGAGGCAGAUGGUAACUCUGAUCCCAACUCGGAUGGACUUUUAGGACCCAGGGGUCUCAUGGAAGCAACAGAGAUGUGCACACAAGAGUGCCUAGUCCUUGGCCACUCAGAUAACUGCUGGAUGCCACCCAAAUCGCCCACUUCAUCCUACGGAGGCAGCCAGAACGAGUGGACGAAAGACAAACUGCUGAAUGGUCACACGCUAAACCGCGGCUGGAAGAACAGCCACGAGCACUUCGGAGACAGGAAAUCUUUCGGCAUAGGAGGAGUCGGAGUCAGCGGCCACAUAACCGACAUCCCAUUGGCCAGUUUGAAAUCCUAUCAGGCUUCUUCUGGCACUGAAAACCCAAAGGAGCAGCAGCUUUAAGAGCAUUUACUCCAUAACUGCUAUUUCUCUAUGAUUUCUCUGAAAAAAGAAAGAAAAAGAUUAUUUUCUUUCACAUUUGUUCAUUUUUCGUCCUUUGAUUAGAUGGAUGCUAAUGCUGUGUGAUAGUCAGACGUACAGAUUAGACAAAAAGUGCUUAUUUACCGUUACUAUGCGAAAUCGAACUU